CUUAUAAAUUCGGUGAAAACGCCGCGACACCACAUUACAUAUUCGGCGGCUGUUGGAGGCAGCUGUCCGAUCUGUGCAUCUUUCACUCGUGACACACCACCACCCGGCUCGACUCGCUCCGCUCCGCUCAAUAUGAAGCUCACGGUGGUAUUGAUCGGCCUCUUGAGCGUGUCAUCGUCAUGGGGUCUCAUGCAGAAGAAGAUGGACGACAAAGGGAAGCGUGAAGCCGAGAUCGGAUACCCGUCGUCGGGUCACUCGUCGCACACGCUGCAGAUCCAGCCGUCGCUGGGCCACGAGGAGGGGCAGGCCAUCAGCAUCAGCGCCGGCUACAGCGUGGGCGGCGCCAAGCCCGCCUACAGCUUCGCCGCGCCGGCGCAGACCUACCAGCUCGCGCAGCCAGGACCCUCCGCCGGACACCCCGGAGUACAACUCUCCCCUAUUGCCAUCCAAGGCGACCACGGCCUCAGCUCCAACGAAUUGUCGCAACUUAUGAGUCAACUCUCGCACGGUAUCUCCUCAGGAGCCAUCUCCUUACAACCAGCCGCGCAAUCUUACCAGGGCGAAGGUCAACUGUACCAGAGCGGAGGCCAACUGUACCAGAGUGCAGGUCAACUGUAUCAGGGUGGAGCGCAAGAGGCAUCAGGGCAGCAGCAGUACUCUUACGGAGCCCCCAAAUAUCAGUUGGAACUACAGUCUAGCCAACCAUCUUACGCAGCUGCGUCCAAGGGUCUUGGGUCGUACAGCUCUACCGGACCAGUUCUGUUCUCACCUUCAUCGGACUCUCACGGUAGUCAAGCGGCAUCUCUCAGCUACAGCGCUCCAAGCUCAGGUCACUCAUUCGGGGAUUCUAGCUCUCUCGCUGGACUUUCCCUUGGAAGCUCAGGUGGUUACUCUUUGGGUGGUUCUGGAGGACAUUCUCUCGGUGGGUCUAGCGGCGGCCAUUCUCUCGGUGGAGCUAGCAGUGGUCAUUCUCUUGGUGGGCCCAGCAGUGCCUUCUCAUUUGGAGGCUCUGGCGGUCACUCAUACGGAGGGCUUUCGUUGGGCGGUUCCGGACACUCCUUUGGACCCAUCAAAUCUUUUGGUGGUAGCUACGCUGCUGCACCCAGUAAAACUUCUUUCAAACCUUCAGCUUAUUUGGGUUCGUCGGCCGGUGACUCCGCUCACAGUAUUGCUGCUCUAGGCGUCUCCCACACUGUGCCUUCAUUUGGUCACUCGUACCCUGGAGGACACGGAGGUUUGACACUAAACUCUCUCAGCUCUGGCAGUCACGGACCUAGCUUUGGUGCAUCUUUCCCUGGUUUCAGCGAAGGUUCUUCUAAAUUACAUGGUCCUUCAUACUUACCUCCUAAAUCAGAAGGCUUUGGUUCCUCAUUGGAGUCCUCUGCUCUGGCUUUCUCAUCUGCUGGUCACGGGCACUCGUCGUCUUCCCCGGGUGCGUCGUACAGCCUGCCAUCAGGCUCGUACUUGUCUUCUGGAUCAUCCCACGGAGCGCCGUCUAGUCCUCAAUACUACAUUUCAUCCAAACACCCAUCGUCUGGAUCUUUCGGAGAAGGAAGCCAAGCUUUCAGGUCGCAUUCGAGCCACGGGCCAGUAAGCUCGUUCUCAGCCGGCCCGAAGUACAGCUUCGGUGGCCAGAGCCGGGGCGGACACAGCCACGGGCCCAGAUUCGCCCCGUCCAAGGACAUCCAGGGAUCUUACAGCGAGAACUCGUACAAUACCAUCAAGUACAGCGAGGAGCUCAAGCCGCGCGCUCGCUAAUGUUGUAGGAAGUUGGAAAGCAAUAUAAAUCUCAUCUGCUGUAACGCAAAGAGCAUUUCCUUGUAGUGUGCGUCUCGAUGUAGGAUGUGUGGCCGCAGAGCAGCGAAAGUGCGGGUGUAAUGAGAUUAGCGGUGCGUCCCUCGCUAACUACCUGCGGGCGGCGCAUGCGCGGGACUGAUGGCACCACGCAUCACCGUGUGACGUCACAUACUUACACCUACUACAUUAUAGCUUUAGGGAAUAUGUUAUUAAGUUACCAAAUUACUUUGCCGCCAUGAGAUUCUUCUGUACAUAAAGUUUUCUAUUAGUUAAGUUAGCUUAUUUAUUAUUCUAGCUAGUAAAUUUUAGAAAAGAACUGUUGUUGUUUGUAAUAAAAAUUAAACUGUU
Messenger RNA from Plutella xylostella (diamondback moth), 2145 nucleotides. RefSeq lists its product as uncharacterized. NCBI's taxonomy places the organism in Eukaryota, Metazoa, Arthropoda, Insecta, Lepidoptera, Plutellidae. The record is from RefSeq and is a predicted model, not a curated record.